Molecule: messenger RNA, 2114 nt
Organism: Vicia villosa (hairy vetch)
Lineage: Eukaryota; Viridiplantae; Streptophyta; Magnoliopsida; Fabales; Fabaceae
Product: RNA polymerase II C-terminal domain phosphatase-like 4
Exons: 9
Coding region: 496-1842 (448 amino acids)
Cellular component (GO): nucleus
Molecular function (GO): RNA polymerase II CTD heptapeptide repeat phosphatase activity
Source: RefSeq, a predicted model, not a curated record
GGUUUUCCUUCCAUUAUUAUUCCAAUUCUAAGAAUUUAAAGCAUUCUCUAUGUUGUGCCUGUUGCCAUUUCAUGUAUAUUUGGAUUGUCAUUGUAGAAACGUGAUUGAGGAACAUUUAAUUCUUUAUUGUGAUGCGAAACCCUCUAUAUCUGCGCAUUAUAGUUUGCUUCUCUAUAUCCCAGUCAUAAUUUGACGUGUUUAAUGUGUAUUUCAAUUGCAAUUCCAAUAUUAGGCAUAGGAAUUUUAAAUUCAAUGCUGUUCCAAUAGAACUCAUAUUAGGUAUGGGAUGUAGCACUGACACCUCUGAAAAAUGGCGUCUCUGUGCCGUGUUUGACACCGAAACCUACACUGACACUUGUGAUUACCUUCAAUUUAUUUAUUUUUCAAAUUAUUACCAGUGUUACCGUGUCGGUGUCGGUGUCGUGUUUGGGUGUCCGUGAUUCAUAUAUUGGAAGCUAUAUUUGUCUUUGUCACGACUAGUUACCGGUGAUACAAAUGAGUGUUGUGACAGAUUCUCCUGUACAUUCUUCUGGCAGUGAUGACUUUGCUGCAUAUCUCAACGAAGCACUAGAUGCAAAUUCAUCCAGCUCAUCCUCAGAUGAAGAAGCUGAAGACAAAAAUGAGUUUGAGGAUGUCAGCAGUAAUAAAAGACGUAAGUUUGAAAGCACUGAAGAAACUGAGGGGUCUACUUCAGAAGGAAUUGUGAAACAUGAAUUAGUUGUUGCAGAGUCAUCUGUUAAGGUAGAUGCUUGUACACAUCCUGGUACAUUUGGAGACAUGUGUAUAUGUUGUGGGCAAAAGUUGGAUGAGGAAUCUGGUGUGACAUUUGGAUACAUACACAAGGGACUGAGACUUCACGAUGAGGAAAUUUCUAGACUGCGUAAUACAGACAUGAAGAAAUUUUUAUACAGUAGAAAACUUUACUUGGUUCUUGACCUAGAUCACACACUGUUAAAUACCACUAUCCUUAGUCAUUUGAGCCCAGAAGAGUUGCAUUUACAUAACGAGGCAGAUUCUCUAGAAGACGUCUCCAAAGGUAGCCUCUUCAAAUUGGAGCAUAUGCAUAUGAUGACCAAGUUGAGGCCCUUUGUCCGUACAUUUCUUAAAGAAGCAAGUGAAAUGUUUGAGAUGUACAUCUACACUAUGGGUGAUAGGCCAUAUGCAUUGGAGAUGGCCAAGCUCCUUGAUCCUCGAGGAGAAUACUUCAAUGGUAAAGUGAUUUCUCGAGAUGAUGGGACUCAAAAGCAUCAAAAGGGUCUUGAUAUUGUUUUUGGGCAAGAAAGUGCUGUCUUAAUUCUAGACGAUACAGAACAUGCAUGGACAAAGCAUAAAAACAAUCUGAUACUUAUGGAAAGAUACCAUUUUUUCGCAUCAAGUUGUCGGCAAUUUGGCUUCAAUUGCAAAUCUCUUGCUGAAACAAAGAGUGAUGAAAAUGAAACAAAUGGAGCACUUGCAAAAAUACUUGAAGUGCUCAAGCAAAUCCAUAGCACGUUCUUUGAUAAACUUCAAGGAGAUCUUGUUGACCGAGAUGUGAGGAAGGUUUUGUCAUCACGUCGAGGUGAAAUCUUAAGCGAAUGUGUGAUCGUUUUCAGCCGUAUUAAUCAUGAUGCAUUACCAACCCUCCAGAGAGUUGCACAGCAAAUGGGAGCUACCUGUUUGACAGAACUUGACCCCACAGUGACACAUGUGGUUGCUACUGAUGCUGGAACUGAGAAGUCCAGAUGGGCAGUUAGAGAAGAUAAGUUUUUGGUUCAUCCUCGAUGGAUAGAAGCUGCAAAUUACUUUUGGCAAAAACAACCGGAGGCGUCCUUUGAUCUAAAGAAGACCACUAACAACUCGUAGUAUAUAGCACUGAUCUAUAUCCAUCUAUUGGUGAUGAAUCAAAAACUUCUCUCUAACUUCUUAUUUUGGUGAAGCAAAUUGAGAAAUUUUUUUGCUCUGAUGAAUCAAAAACUUCUCACUUUUGAACUUCUUAUUUUGGUAGAUGCAAAAGAGAACUUUCCCUUGUUCCACAACAGAAGUUUAGGCUUUUAUGAUGAUUUUGUAGUUUAUGAAACCAAAGAACAUGGAAGGUUACAAUGCUAUUGCAAUUAUAACAUGUACAGUUUCUAUUG